Myxocyprinus asiaticus (Chinese sucker) is the source of this 5252-nucleotide messenger RNA. RefSeq names its product PPFIA binding protein 2a (gene ppfibp2a). Bases 722 to 3025 code for a protein of 767 amino acids. NCBI's taxonomy places the organism in Eukaryota, Metazoa, Chordata, Actinopteri, Cypriniformes, Catostomidae. The record is from RefSeq and is a predicted model, not a curated record. Gene Ontology annotation, cellular component: presynaptic active zone. The transcript has 24 exons. Gene Ontology annotation, biological process: neuromuscular junction development. Gene Ontology annotation, molecular function: protein binding.
UUUUGCAUGGCUUAAAAAGGUCAACGUGCAAAACCCAGGCAACGGUGAGAGCUAUCAGGAGCGGCUGUCUCGUCUAGAGGGUGAUAAAGAGUCUCUUGUGUUACAGACUCAUCAUCAUCUUGGAUGAGGCCGAUGACAGUGGUGUCUUCUGCAAACUUCAGGAGCUUGACAGAGGGGUCCUUGGCGAUGCAGUCUUUGGUGUAGAGGAAGAAGAGUAGUGGGGAGAGCACACAUCCCUGGGAGGCACCAGUGCUGAUUGUACAGGUGCUGGAAGUGAAUUUCCCCUGUCUCACAAGCUGCUGCCUGUCCGUCAGAAAGCUGGUAAUCCACUGACAGAUAGACGUGGGAACAGAGAGUUGGUGUAAUUUAGUCCAGAGAAUAGCUGGGAUGAUGGUGUUGAAAGCUGAACUGAUGUCUACAAAAAGGAUCAUUUCAUAUGUCCCUGGUCUGUCCAGAUGUUGCAGGAUAUGAUGCAAUCCCAUGUUGACUGCAUCAUCCACAGACCUGUUUGCUCAAUAAGCAAAUUGAAGGGGAUCUAGAAAGGGUCCAGUGAUGUCCUUCAGAUGGGCCAACACCAGUCUCUCAAAUGACUUCAUGACCACAGACGUCAGUACGACAGGUGAGUGUGUUGACAGAUCAGGUUGAAGCUCAAGGUGAGAAGAUCAGAGAUUUGGAGAGUUCUCUUGAGGAAUAUCAACACAAGCUCAACUCCACUGAGGAGAUGCUUCAGCAGGAGCUUGUGAGCAGGAGUUGUCUGGAGUCACAGAAGUGCAGUUUGAUGGAGGAGGUGUCCUGUCUCAAACACAAGCUGGUGGAUAUGGAGGAUAAACACAUUUCCAGUACUGAGAGGCAACAUAAAGCUGAGAGUGUAGUAAACCUGAUUAGUGAGCUGCAGGAGCAGAUGUGCAGGAUUCGACAGCAGAUCUCUACUAAGAGCCCUGAGAAGCCAGCAGAGAUGGACCCAGAAGAGGGUUUUGCCCAUGAGCCAACGCAAGCUGUUCUGACUGACCCAAAGCCAGCGAACCUGCUCCACAAACUUAAGAUGCUGAAGAAUCGAGUUGAACAGCUGGAACAUGAGAAGAUGCAGUAUGAAGAGAAACUCAAGGUCACACAGACAGAGAUCAUGAGUUUACAGCAGUUGUUGAGCUCUAAGAACGCUGAGAUAGAAAAUCUUCAGGCUCAGCUGCUCUGCAGAGCUCCAGUGUCUGUGGACAGUACAGAGAGAGAUCAGGAGCUCCAGAGAUUAAAGACAGGGAUAGAGUCACUGAUUGCAACCAAUGAUGAAAAGGAUCGUCGGAUAGAAGAACUUACUCUUCUCCUCAGCCAGUGCAGACAGAUCAGUGACAUCAUGACUUUAGUUCAAGUGUCUGCAGACAAAUCUGUUCAGAUCAGCAGUGAUGAGGGGAAGCAGAAUGGAAUUGUAAAGAUGAAGACUUUAAGACAUAAAGCUCAUCCUGAGAUGACAUUCAGUAGUUUAUCUCCUCUUCUGGUGUCCUCAGUUCAUUCACAGAAUAAUGCACAGAACUCUGGGUCCAUCAGUAUGGAGAACUUGAAAGGCUCAGCUCAAAAGGCAGCGAAUGAGAAACUAGUACAACCUGUUCUGACAGAGGAGACUCAACCAGCUGAUAACAGACAUCAGAUUUUUCCAGCAGUGUUGAGUUCCCCAGAGAAGAGAGACAGUAAGACGAGUGACACAUCCGACCAGAGAACUCCAGAGACGAAGGAUGAUAAAGAUAUCUUGUUCAAUCAAGAAAGAACUGCUGAUGUUGUUACACCUAUUAGAGGAAGCACAGAGAAAAUGAAGGAUACAACAUCAACUAAUCUGUCUUCUGUGUCGUCAGGAGUUGAGUCAGAACAGCAGUCUCCUGUGUUACAGGAAAACGUCAAAAAUACCAGCAUACGCAAACUGUGGGGAAAGAUCAAGAGGACGGGUGUGCUGUCCGAUGACCUGGAGCCCACUGCGUUCAGGAGAGGAGGGUUCAGGGCCACAGCGGGGCCCCGGCUGACACGGACCCCUGAAUCAGGAUGUUCAGCUUGUGCACACACCCCCUUCAGUAAGUGGAGCACAGAGCAGGUGUGUGGUUGGCUGGAGGAUUGUGGUUUGGGUCAGUAUGUCAGUCUGGCCCGUCAGUGGGUGGAAAGCGGACAAACCCUCCUUUCUGCCACCCCACAGGAGCUUGAGAAGGAGAUUUGUAUUAAACACCCUCUGCACAGAAAGAAGCUGCAGCUCGCUCUCAGAGCUUUCAGUAAUAAAUCAAUGGAGAAAUCUUCAGAGCUCGAUCACAUCUGGGUUACACGUUGGCUCGAUGACAUCGGUUUACCACAGUACAAAGAUCAGUUCUAUGAGAGCAAGGUUGAUGGCCGCAUGCUACAGUAUCUGACAGUUAAUGAUCUGUUGUUCCUGAACGUCACCAGUCAACUCCAUCAUCUGAGCAUUAAAUGUGCCAUUCAUGUGUUGCACGCUAACAAGUUCAACCCAAACUGCCUCAGACGCCGACCAGGAGAUGAGAAUAAGACGUCUCCCUCAGAGGUGGUGCAGUGGUCCAAUCAUCGAGUUAUGGAGUGGUUGAGGUCAGUGGAUUUGGCUGAGUAUGCUCCAAACCUGAGAGGCAGCGGUGUUCAUGGAGGACUGAUUAUCCUUGAGCCUCGCUUUAGCUCAGAGACAUUGGCUAUGCUCCUGAACAUCCCUCCACAGAAGACCCUCCUCAGACGGCACCUCGCCACCAACUUCAGCACGCUGGUGGGUCUGCAGGCACAACAGGAGAAACGGGAGUUUGCCAACGCCAGUGGGAAUUCACCCCUCACCAUCACUGCCAAAGUCAGGCCAAAGAAGCUUGGCUUUACCCACUUCAGACAGCUGAGGAAGCUCAGGACAGAGGAUUCAGCAGAUUAUAUCUGCCCCAUGGAGACAGGAACUCCCGUCCUGAGUGCAACACCAAAGCGGCCUUAUGAAAGCUUCAGGGGCAUGAGCCCCAUCCUGGACAGAGACUCAGACAGACUGGAGCAGGUCGGGUCAAAGAGUUGAUUCAUUGUGUCUGUCAUUCAACCAAACAAAGCAAAACAACAGUAACUGCAUGUUGAGGAACCAAACAACAGGCAUUAAGAGAGGCUAGAAUUCAUUCUCGAGCAUAUCACCUGGAUAUGCUGCAUAUGACUUAUGAAUUACUUUCAAAAGAGAUGGAUAUUAUUAUUGAGUUGGAUUUGGAAAGCUGAAAUGCCAAAAUAUUUCCUGGAAUACUUUAUUUGUUACUGUAAUCUACAAAACCAAAUACAUAAUUUUAAUAAUUUUAACAAUUAAUUUAUACCUAUUUCUGGCAAACAGAAUGAGUUUUGAAAUGUCUAAUCAUUUUGUUAUUUCUCUCUUUCUUUCAUUGUAUGUAUUAUUUGCUCAUGCUUUGUUAAAAUGAUUCAUUCAAAGGUAAACCAUUAUGAAAAUAAGACAUAAUUAUUUAAAGGUGCACUCAGUAACUUUUGUCUUUGUGUCUUGGACUUACACUGACACCUAGUGGCUUGGAUGCAGCAUCAUUUAAAAUCAAUAGUUUUCAGUUUCAGAUGCCAUUGUAGAAAUGUAGUAUUCACAGUCAGCCAUGAUUACUUUAAUCAAUGAGUGAAAGUGUAAAAUAACAGGAUGGAUGCUGAGAUUAAGCGAGUAGUAUUCGGCUGGUCAUGUGAUUCUAACAUGUGCGGACCCUCUCCAUGUAGAAUAAAACAGCUUUUAUAAGGUUACUGAUAUGACUGGAGUCUUCAUUUUAAUGUGAGUGCUCAUGAUUUCCUACAUAUAUUGCAAACUUACAAUUCAUGUCUUUAGGAGGUUAACUUUUUAAAAAAUCACCGAGUGCACCUUUAAAUGUAAAUGAUGCAGAGCAUAGAAAAAUCAUAUUAUAUGCCGGAAUAACUGGGUGAAUCUUUCCAUUUCACCCUAAAAUCAAAACUCUGAAAAAAAUCUAUUAUAUUUUGCCACAAGAAAAUGCUAUCUAUUUUAAGGAUCAUUAAGAUUUUUUGCAUUGUGACAUAAUUAAAUUCACAUUUCCCCCCAAUUCUCAUUACCUUUAUAUGCACACACACACACACACACACAGUAUAUAAACAUGUUAAUUACUGUAAUACAGUAAAAAAAAAAAAUACUGCAUUACGGUAAUGAGAAUAUGCUUUCUGAAAUGAUGGCAUAUUUAACCGAAAUUUUCAGUUUCUCUAAAAUAAUAUUUUAUUCAAUUAAAUUCAAAUAAAUCUUACUAUUCUAAUAGGAAACUCUCUCCUACCCAUAAGUGAUGUGGACAUGCAAGUAAGUUUCUUUUGUGAAGAUUUUUAUGUUCUUUAUGUUCAAAUCAACACUUAAUAGGGGAGACCGGAGUCACAUGGGCUAUAUCUCAGUAACUUAAAGGUUUCUGAUUUAAAAGUCCAAUUGCAAAAUGAGUUCAAAACUAGUCAGAUAUUUCGGAAAGUUACAUUUUGCUGCUUCAUUAAUCAUUUUGAGCAUUUUAUGCACUGAGAAGCCAUUAGAUAGCCUUUAACAGCCUGUUUAAUAGCCGGUUCCAUUGUCAUAGCUUACCCCCAUAUAGUGUGACAACAUGCCCCACUAAUGACAUGUUGUUCUCUUAUUUUUCUAUUUUUUUUUUUUCCCCUGUAGUACCGGUGGACAUGUUGGAUAUAUUUUUUUCUGGUCAAGACUCAGAAUCAGAAUGAGCUUUAUUGCCAAGUAUGCUUACACACACACAAGGAAUUUGUCAUGGUGACAGAAGCUUCCAGUGCAAAGAGAAUGCAACCAUAUAUACAAACAUAUAUAUUUAAACAUAUACACGAUAUAUAACCAAUUCCUAAAAAGUGUGACAUCCAAGAAGUAACAAUACUUCGACUCUUUAUUCACCAUGACGGGAAGACAAAUAAAUAAUUAUUUAAAAUAAUUUCAGAAAAAAACUUGUCUAUUUUUGCAUUUAAAAAAUGUCUUAGAAAAGCUGUCCCUCACAAAGAAAACAUAAUAUUUUGGGGUUUCCAAGCGAUUUUAAACAUACAAAGCCAGUUAGUGCAAAUCAUUUUACAUCACUUAUUUUAUAGAACAUAUAUAAAUCAAUCAAAUGUUUUGUGUGUAAACAAUUCUUGUUUUGAACAGAAUAAUAUAGCUUCCCGUUAUAUUUACAGAUCACGACUCAUUGUGUGCUAUUGUAUACCACAAUAUAUUUACAUAUAUUACAAUAAUUCUCAAGUUGGCUGUUCUCUUCAUUAGCAUUAGCCGUACAAUGACCCGAAAUAAAAGU